AAAGUGAAGCUCAUACAAAUUUAUGGUACAGUUUAGGUUUAGGUACAGUUCAGUGCUGACUGUGAACAAGCGGGAUUUAAAAAGCCCUGGCAACCUCGAGCCGGUGCCUGACGUCACACAAUUGAAGUUGAUUAGACAAUUCGUGACAGAAACAUGACCAUGCCAGUAUCAGGUAAGACAUCACAUGUGAUGCCUCCUUCGGGUCAGUACCUAUCUGAACCUGUGAACAUGAUCGUCAGUCAGAAGGGAUGUGACCAAGCUCAGGUGAUCAACCUUAUGGAAAUGACCAAGGUUGAAUACACACACCUUCAGCACCUCAUUCAAUCCCAUAUGAUAGCUCAGGACGGUGCCGAAGAGGUCCAGGGAAAUCCACCGUCUUCUAAAGACUGCGAGAGUGAAAAGAGCUGCAAGAUGUCUCCAUCUCCAUACACGUCACCUGCGUGUCAUCCAGAUGCAUCUUCUUCAUCCUCUUUAGCCACAGAUGAGCUGUUUGUUUCGGUACCUAAUAACCAGGGACCAGAAGACAGUAAGGAAGUUAAAAUGCUGCUUUACAGUGAUGUGAGUAACACCAGUUGUUUAGGACAGAGCACUCCACUCUGCAGUGGUGAGGUUCCCAGCUCCGAGGAGACAAACAUCAGGUCUAUCAGGGAAGCAGUAAGAGAGAGAAACCGAAUGGACCUUGGUUCAAGACCUAACCCACCCGCACGGGUUUGUUUGGAGAAGAGAUUCGCUUGCAACUCGAGCGAUUUAACCGAAAAACAGGGAGCACAGGCUGCAGUACUGAAUACAUUUUUGUCGAUACUUUGCAACUCUACGGACAUCACAGGUAUCGCAGUUCAUUCACAGGCAGAAGUGAGUUCUGAAGCAGAGAAGUCGGCUGUAGUAGUGCAUUCAUACGCAGGCAAUCAAGGUAAUUGCUGUCAGCUGGUGGAUUGCAGCAAACAUCCUGAAGACAACGCAUCCAAGAAGCUGAGCAUCAGUAAGACUGCUGACUCCGUGCCAAGUUCCCCGUAUAUCAUAUACACCGACACGACUAACGAGGAGCUGGUCAUUAACAUUGAAAAUGACAUAAUUCAAAAAGCCAUGAAGCGAGCCAAGAGGCAGGGAGCCCGAAAAUUGCAAGUCCGGGAUCGAAAUAUAAUACAGGGGCCAGGAAAAUGGAAACUGGACAGCACUCUGCCUGCCGGUAAAUCGGGUGGGACAGCCCGACCUCCUAUAAAGGUUAAUCAGCGUAAAGAGAAACACAACUUCAAAGAGAGAGACCGCAGGAAAAGAAUUCGUCUGUGUUGCAAUGAGCUGAACACGUUGGUACCGUACUGCAACUCUGAUACGGACACAGCCACAACGCUUCAGUGGACAAUCGCCUAUCUCAAAUACAUCAGAGAGAUCUACGGAGACUCCCUAAAACAGGGCUUUCAGAAAACGUUCUGCGGGACAACCGGUGUCCGGAUCAAGCCGAGCUGUGCCGACGAUGCCACAAAAUGUGAGAAUGCAACAUCCAAGGAGUGACUUACUGUAUCUGCAACUAAUUUUGCAUUAGUAAUCCUUGUUUUUAUUUAGUCUUCGACGAUACAGUCUGAUCUAUUGUUUAAUUUAUUCCUAUUUAACAAGGCUACGAUACAGGGUCUACAUUUAAAAAAAAAAGAAAAAAAAGAAUAUAAUUGUUUAUAUAACAUAUAGAAUAUAUUUAUUUCUUUUAUAUUCUUAUAUACACGCCGUCACAAAGCGUACGGUUUAGUCUAGCCCGUAACUUACCCAUAAAAUUAGUUCUUACAGUAGUUUCUGACUUCCUGUGUGUGGACCUUUCGCAUAUAUCACAGCAUAGAUGGUGUUGUUUUUCCAUAAAACAGUUCCAAAGCACAAUUUAGCUUCAUCAUAUUGUUAAAUCUUCGAAAAUUAAACGUGCGUGUUCUGUUAAGGCUUGUAUUUCUGUGCAUAUAUUAAUAAAUAUAUAGUAUUUCAAAAGGAAAAAAAAA
Messenger RNA from Tachysurus fulvidraco (yellow catfish), 1976 nucleotides. Its product is annotated as transcription factor-like 5 protein. The transcript is spliced from 7 exons. Gene Ontology annotation, molecular function: protein dimerization activity; RNA polymerase II cis-regulatory region sequence-specific DNA binding; DNA-binding transcription factor activity, RNA polymerase II-specific. Gene Ontology annotation, cellular component: nucleus. Bases 154 to 1509 code for a protein of 451 amino acids. The record is from RefSeq and is a predicted model, not a curated record. Gene Ontology annotation, biological process: spermatogenesis; regulation of DNA-templated transcription. NCBI's taxonomy places the organism in Eukaryota, Metazoa, Chordata, Actinopteri, Siluriformes, Bagridae.